CAGACAUUCUGCUGGGUUGUCGGUGCACUUGAGCAAUGCAGCAGGCAUGUCCCAGGCUAAAACCGGCCUCGGUAAGCUGCAGGUGCCGCAGACCGGAGCUGCAGCUUCGAAUGCUCCCUCGCGCAGCAGUUCUAAGAAAUUAACGCGAUCGGGUUCCAAGUUGGGUGGUCCCAAAGGCUCCAAGGCAUCUUCGAAGCAACCCAGCACCGUGGACGAUGCGGAUCGCCUCCCUGGCGGCUGGGUGAGUUCCGCGGAGCGUUACAAGUUCUUGCAGAAGGUCCGUCGCGAUGAAGGCUACAGAGAAAACGAGAGAGAAGAGCGCCUGGAGGCUUUGAUGGAGGCGAGAACACACGCCCUGCGUCUGCAGAAUUGUUGGCCGCUCUGGGAGGAUGAACAGGUUCGCAAUAGUCUACUUGAUGCGAUCCAAGCACCCAAUCCUGAGAGGGGCAAAAGUCUCUAUGUGGAUGAGGGUCCGCCACCGAACCAUCCUUCGGUGCGGACAGCUGCACUUGGCAUUCUGGUGCAGCUGGCCUUAGAUGAGGCAGUUCGAGAACACAUGGCGCAAGAUACACUGCUGAGAGAGAGUUUGGUCGAAGCCUUGCACCUGGAGCCGCCGGUGGCCGAAGCCGCCACGGAGGCCACGGUGGAGGCCACGGCGGAGGCGUCCUCGCGGCCUGGGACAGGGACGGCAGGUCAAAAAGAUGAGGCCGAGGACUUGACACCGCCGAUACCUGUCCAGAGCCGUGCCCAACAGCUGCUGGCAAUGCUGGUGCCUGUCAGAGCUUGUGCCAAAGCUCUUCGGCGACCUGCUGAUGCUGGUUUCACAGUGGAAGAAGAUUUUGACUAUGUUUGGAUGGAAGAAAGUGAAGAGGAGGAGAUUAAGGAGGAUGAUCCCAUUGUUGAAGUCCUCUCGGAGGCGGGCCAGGAAGAUCAAUCCACUCAAGUGGAAGGAACGGAUGAGCCUGCCAAAGUUGAAAUGCAGGACGCCGAAGGUGAUGCUUCAAGCCAAGGUGAUCCAGAUGCCUUGUUGGCAGAGGUUGAGGAUAUCCUCUAUGCAAAGAAGCCCUCUUCGGACCAGGAUUUGCUGGAUGUGCUUGCAAUGACUGCAUGUCCGCCCAAUCCGAAGGAGCUGCAGCAGUUGCCCCCCUGGCGCCCUGGAGCAGCCCAAAGCCGACGGUUGGACACACUGUGGACUUUUGCGGCCACCCGCAACAAUGCUGAGAACACUCGGUUGUGGCGAUGUGACAAGGUGCGCGAUGCCUUGCUCUCAAGCGCAGAGGCACGUGACGAGAACAAGAUCUCAAUGUGGGAAGACGAGGGUGUUCGAAAGGCCUUCGUUUUGGGGGCCUCCGAGCAGAUCUCAGCCCCACUGGAUGAUGCGACCGGUGAAACCAAGGAGUCUGAAGUCAAACACCUACGACCGCAACGGGUGGAAGUCCGACUACAGGCCAUGCUGGGCCUGUCCAUGCUGGCAGAGUCCGAUGAGCUGCGAGAGGAAAUCUGGAAAGACAAGCGGCUCGUUGCUUCAGUUCAGAAUGCAGUUGAGAGUCCUGGACCACUCAGGCCCAUUGGCUUGCAUGUGCUUCAGCAUCUCUCACAGUCCACUGAGAUCCAGGCAGACAUGGUCAAAUGUGGCAUCCGUGAACUUCUGGCCACGCGGCUGCCGGAUUUGGAGAAACAUCAGCACCGGGCAUGUGAAAUUGCGCAUGACCGGCUGCUCGCAGUUUGAAAAAUCCAUUGGGUGAAAGAUACCCCAUGAAUCAAAACUUUGUCUGGUGAAAAUAGCUGGACAGUGCUGCAGCCAACCCUGCUGCAAACUGACCCUGCAUGUUGCAGUGGCAAUUUGGCAAGUUUUGUUGCAGAAGUGGCCAGUUUGAGGAGCAAGAAGUGCUUGCCAAGCAGGGAUGUACAAAGCCACCCUUGGCUGCGAACUUUCCUAUAUGUAGAGGACAAA
Cladocopium goreaui is the source of this 1954-nucleotide messenger RNA. NCBI's taxonomy places the organism in Eukaryota, Dinophyceae, Suessiales, Symbiodiniaceae. The record is from the annotation of a GenBank genome assembly.